AUGGAUCCUUUGACGGCGUUUUCCGUCUUCUGCAACAUCAUCACUACCGUGGAAGCGGCCGUCAAGACGGGGAAAGAGCUGAAGCAGCUGUACGAUGCGACGAGCGGGCUCACUGGCAAUCACGAGCGCGUCGAGCGCAGCGCAGCACAGCUGAGGAAGAUUGCGGGCGAACUGGACACCGCCCGCCGCACGCUUCCUUCGGGCUCUCAGCAACAGCCGCUCUUUGUCGACAUCGCAAAGGAGUGCAAAGAUGUUACCGACAAGAUUGACGCCAUUCUGGUGGAGUGCCGAGUCGACGACCGUGGGCCGAAGUUGGUCGCCGUCUUCAAAGCCACUGUUCGUACUCGAAGGAGGAAGUCGGAGCUUGACAGGCUGCUCUCAGAGAUGGAAUCAACAGCCAAAAGACUGGAGCUUUCGAUAGCAGUAGCCAGUCAGGCCGAUCUGGAAACGCUCAAGGACCAAGUUUACAAAUGCGGCGUGCAGCAGUCUGAGCUGGUCGAAAGGUUGUCGUCCAUCAGCAACGAUCUUAUAACGCAAAAGGACCUACUAGCCAAUGUACAGCGGCUGGCCGCGGCAUUUGACGAAGGGCAAACGUCCAUCCGCCACGCAGCGAUCCUGAAAGCUCUCCGACCCUCGGUCCUGGACGCUCGCGAGGACGUCAUCAAGCACCAUCACCCGCGAACCUUUGGUUGGAUUUUGAACCUACACGAUGAUGGAGAGUCAUGUCGGGACAGCGGUUCUGACGAUGGCAGGGAGUCGUCUCGGGACAGCGAUUCUGACGAUGGCAGAGAGUGGUCUUGGGACAGCGAUUCUGACGGUGGCGGAAUCUGGACAACGCCCAUCGAGGAUCGCAUGCCUGAUGUCGGCUUUGUCAAGUGGCUGACGGAAGGAUGCGGCGUGUACCAUGUCGCCGGGAAGCCGGGCUCAGGAAAGUCCACGCUCAUGAAGUUUCUCGCAAAUGAGCCCGUCGUGCGUUCCCACCUCGAGAAAUGGGCCGCUUCUGCGGGCAAGAAGCUCGUUCUGGCCAAGUUCUUCUUCUGGAAGUACGGCUCGGACGACCAAAAGUCCGUCCGCGGGCUGCUCCGCGGCCUACUUUACGGCAUAUCGAGGGACAGCCCCUGCCUCACAAAGGCGCUGUUUCCCCAGCUCUGGGGAGAUGUGAAAAGCUGGCGGCUCCCAGAAGCGCGCGAGUUGACCCUCAACAGUUCGGAUAUCGCCGCCGCGUUCGAUAAGCUGCGCACCGAUGAGGGCAUCCGCCAACAGUUUCGCGUCUGUCUAUUCAUCGAUGGCCUGGACGAGUUCGAUGGGAAGGAUAUGAGUUACUCGAGCCUUGCCAAGCAAGUGAGGACCUGGACGGAUAGCCCCGAAAGCGGAAGCUUUAUCAAAGUCUGUGUGUCAAGUAGAGAGGAGCAUCCGAUCAUGAGCGCAUUCCCAGCGCCCCAGCGGAUUCACCUGCAAGAUCUGACGAGGAAAGAUAUCUCGUCCCUGGCCAGGAGCACCCUCGAGGGCUGUGAACCUUUCCUGGCGCUGCAUAAGGACGAUCAAGUCGCCUCCGAGGACCUGCUGAUUUCCAUCGUCGAUGAUGCUCAGGGUGUCUUCCUCUGGGUGGUCCUCCUGCUCAAUCUUCUCGAGGAUGAGCUCUAUUCGGGCAUCAGUUCCAUCUCUGCGUUACAGAACAUUGUGCGGUCGGUCCCGAAGGAGCUCGAAGACUUUCUCGGUCAAAUUCUGGAGUCGAUUCAUAACCAUCACCAGCACGGCGCCUAUUUCGUCCUGUCGAUGGCUCUCCGCGUGAUGGGUCAUCAUCUCAGCGACAAGGACUCAUUCGACAAGACGGAGCAGGGUAUCCAUGAGGAAAGGUUUCGACAUCCCGCCCCACAGUUCACGCACCCGUGGCAACCCAGUCUCCCCGUCUACGUAGUCGGAAAGGUGCUGGGCGAGUUCGAGAAGAGGAAUCACUCGUUCGAUACGUGGUCAUGGCCAAUGUCGAUCCCAGAUUUUCUCGCCGCCGCAAUGCCCGCCCAUGCCCACAAAUUUGGUUUCGAUGACGAGGACGUUGCUCGAGCCAUCCUGUGA
This is a messenger RNA of Purpureocillium lilacinum, 2073 nucleotides long. The record is from RefSeq and is a predicted model, not a curated record. NCBI's taxonomy places the organism in Eukaryota, Fungi, Ascomycota, Sordariomycetes, Hypocreales, Ophiocordycipitaceae.